This is a messenger RNA of Ochotona curzoniae (black-lipped pika), 1765 nucleotides long. It is a transcript of the gene NR1H3, whose product is annotated as nuclear receptor subfamily 1 group H member 3. The coding region runs from base 257 to 1600 and encodes 447 amino acids. Gene Ontology annotation, molecular function: nuclear receptor activity; zinc ion binding; RNA polymerase II cis-regulatory region sequence-specific DNA binding. Gene Ontology annotation, biological process: lipid metabolic process; cell differentiation; negative regulation of inflammatory response. The transcript has 10 exons. The record is from RefSeq and is a predicted model, not a curated record. Lineage: Eukaryota; Metazoa; Chordata; Mammalia; Lagomorpha; Ochotonidae.
GUGGCUCGACCCCUGGGCAGCCCCUCCCCUCUGCCUUUCCCCCACGUUGCUACUUCCCCCGAGCUCCAGGUCCCUCCGGCGGCGGCAGCGGCGGCGGCGACGCACAGCACCAGCUCUCCGGCUGGCCGCCAAGGCCUCUGGACAGGGGACUGCACCAGCUUACUCUGCCAGCAAGGGGGCCCCAGAGACUGCGCAGUCCGGAAGUUUGGUGGCUUCGGUGGACAGUGCUGGGGGAUGUCCAUGUCUCCAGGAAGAGAUGUCCCUGUGGCUGCAAGCCCCUGUGCCUGAGGUUUCUGCUGAUUCUGCUGUGGAGCUGUGGGAGCCACGUGCCCAGGAUGCAUGCAGCCAGCCCAAGAAACGCAGCAGCUGCCCCCUCAAGGAGGAAGCCGGGACACCCCAAUCUGCGGGCAGCACCUUGAGGGUGGGGUUGGAGGCAGCGGAGCCUGGAGACCUGCUCCCCAGCAUGGAGGUCCCUGCAGAGCCCACAGAGCUCCGUCCACAGAAGCGGAAAAAGGGGCCGGCCCCCAAAAUGCUGGGGAACGAGCUGUGCAGCGUGUGCGGGGACAAGGCCUCAGGCUUCCACUACAACGUGCUGAGCUGCGAGGGCUGCAAGGGCUUCUUUCGCCGCAGCGUCAUCAAGGGAGCACGCUACAUGUGCCACAGCGGUGGCCACUGCCCCAUGGACACCUACAUGCGGCGCAAGUGCCAGGAGUGCCGGCUGCGCAAGUGCCGCCAGGCCGGCAUGCGGGAGGAGUGUGUCCUGUCGGAAGAGCAGAUCCGCCUGAAGAAACUAAAGCGGCAGGAGGAAGAACAGGCCCAGGCCGCAGCCAUGCCCCCAAGGGCCUCCUCACCACCCCAGGUCCUGCCCCAGCUCAGCCCAGAGCAGCUGGGCAUGAUCGAGAAACUGGUCGCAGCCCAGCAACAGUGUAACCGGCGUUCCUUUUCUGAUCAGCUCCGAGUCACGCCCUGGCCCAUGGCCCCGGACCCCCACAGCCGGGAGGCCCGCCAGCAACGCUUUGCCCACUUCACCGAGCUGGCCAUCGUGUCCGUGCAGGAGAUUGUGGAUUUUGCCAAACAGCUGCCUGGCUUCCUACAACUCAGCAGAGAGGACCAGAUCGCUCUGCUAAAGACCUCUGCAAUCGAGGUGAUGCUUCUAGAGACGUCUCGCAGGUACAACCCUGGGAGUGAGAGCAUCACCUUCCUCAAGGAUUUCAGCUACAACCGGGAGGAUUUUGCCAAAGCAGGGCUGCAGGUGGAGUUCAUCAACCCCAUCUUUGAGUUCUCCAGAGCCAUGAACGAGCUGCAGCUCAAUGAUGCUGAGUUUGCUCUGCUCAUCGCCAUCAGCAUCUUCUCUGCAGACCGGCCCAACGUGCAGGACCAGCUCCAGGUAGAAAGGCUGCAACACACAUAUGUGGAGGCCCUGCAUGCCUACGUCUCCAUCCACCACCCCCAUGACCGGCUCAUGUUUCCACGGAUGCUGAUGAAAUUGGUGAGCCUUCGGACACUGAGCAGCGUCCACUCCGAGCAAGUGUUCGCGCUGCGCCUGCAGGACAAAAAGCUGCCCCCUCUGCUGUCUGAGAUCUGGGAUGUGAACGAGUGACUGUUCUCCCCUGCCCAUCUCCACCCCAAACUCCCCUACAUCUUCUGUUUUCUGGCCGCACAGCUGAGACAGCCCCCACCCCCCAGGCUACCUCCUGAAGAGCAAAUAUUCCUGGGAGCUGGGCCAGGAAAUCCUCCCAUGGCAUUAAAGGAAAGUUGAAGGGUU